Closterium sp. Yama58-4 is the source of this 2502-nucleotide messenger RNA. NCBI's taxonomy places the organism in Eukaryota, Viridiplantae, Streptophyta, Zygnematophyceae, Desmidiales, Closteriaceae. The record is from the annotation of a GenBank genome assembly.
AUGCAAUGGCUUCUCCCGCCGCUGCUCCUCAUCGUCGCAACAGUCGCCGGGCUGUCGCACUGGAGCCUGUCGCACGACAAGAGCGACGUCGCGGUUCUCAACGGCAUGUCAUUGCUCAAAGCGUCGCAGAAAAUCGCGGAUUUGUGGAAAGCGAGCGGCGAGACCGGGGAAUUGAGCGGGUAUCUCACAGAUGGUAGCAAAGACGCGUAUAUCGGGGGCGGCGGGAGGGCGGGCGAUGUGGAUCCGUGGAGGUGCGCGGACGGCAAUGGGUUGAACGAAUGCGCCGGUGCUGCUGCGGUGAUGCUGGCAGAGGUGUGUGCUGUGGCGCGCGCUGUGCUGUGGCGCGCGUUGUGCUGUGGCGCGCGCUGUGCUGUGGGCGCGCUGGCGGAGCGCGUGCACGCGUUGUGCGCGGCGUACGCGCUGACGGCGCUUACCGGCGCGCCCAUCCUCGCCCUCUGGCCCGCCGACCGCCACCUGCCCGCCACCACCUUCCGCCACCUCUUCUCCGCCCCCCCCGCGCCCAACAGCAGCAGGAGCAGCAGCAGCAGCGGAGGGGAGGGGGCGGAGGGGUGGGGAGUGAGCGGGGGGAAGGGCGGGGUGUGGGUGCGCGACCUGCCCAUGCGCAGUGACGCGCUGAAGUCGCGACUGGCCGCCUCGCCACGGCAGCAGGUGGUGCUGCGGCGGUGCAAAGCGGGCAGAUCGCCCUCACACGACCUGCCUCCUCCCCUGCACCUCUUCCUCGCGCCCCACUCCGCCGCUGCUGCUGAACCUCACACCCCGUACGCACCACCAGCACAUGCACCCGCAGCAGCAGGGGCGGCGGAGGGCGAGGGAGAGGGAGCGAGUCUGUUCCCGGGUGGGCAGGGUGAAGGCGCGGGGGGGGCGAGGGUGGGGCAAGUGAGAGUGGAGGUGGAGGUGGACUGGUGUGAGUAUGAGCGGCGGGUGGAGGAGUGUCUAGGCGCCCUGGAGCCAUCCCCGUUUGUGGCGGCGCUGGUUCUCAAGGAGGACGUGCACCGCCUCGUUAACUCCACCGCAUUCUAUGUUGAUCCGCUGGGCCCUUCAGGCUGCCCCGGGUGCAGCGAGGAGUCGGAGUAUUCACCCCCCAUGUGCGCCAUGCGCCGCAUCGCCAUGACCUACCUGGCCGACCGUGCCGUCUCCUUCACCCUCGCCGCCCACUCGCCCGCCCACGUGCCGCACAUCAUGGACUACUUCCCCCCCGCCCGCUCCCCGGCCCUGCUCCAUGCCACCCAAUCGCGCGCCGCCACGUGUCAGCUGGAGGAGGAGGUUGAGGUGGAGGAGGGAGAGGGAGGGGAGAAGGGGAUGAGGGGUGGGGAGGAGGAUGUGGUGGGGGGAGAGGUGUUGAAGGAAAGGGAGGGGAUGGGGCAGGAGGGGGAGAGGAGGGAAGGGGAAGGGUUGCGGAGGAGAGGGAGAAGAGUGGUUCGGAGAUUGGAGGUGUCGGAUGAGACUCUGAUGCGGUGCCAUCAACUGCAGGUGGGUUCAAUGCGGUGCCAUCAGCUGCAGGUGGGUUCAAUGCGGUGCCAUCAACUGCAGGUCUCGGAGCUCUUCUCUCUGAGCCUAGCAGCCGGCCUGGUGGCGGUGAACAGCAGCGCGGUGGAGGCGCGCUUCAUUGCCGCCCAGGCCGCCCGCCGCUCGCCCUCCUUCCGCCUGCACCUGUCUGUGUGCGGGCGGUGGGAGAUUCGUCCAAUCACGAAGCAGAACUGGUCCAUGUUCACCAUGGUGGAAGAGAAGCUCAAGCUGUUCAUCUGCACGGUACCCAAGGUAGCGGCCAACUCGUGGCUCAUGUGGCUGCGCGCCAUGCUGGGGCAGCCGCACCCCGAGGACCCGCUGCUGGCGCUGGACGAGGACAGGGCGGGCUGGCACAUGCUGCACGUGCACUUCACAGAGAAGCAGGCCGUGCGCGCAAUGACGCGGCCGGACCUGUUCCGCGUGACGUUCGUGCGCAACCCCUUCUCACGAGUGCUCUCGGCGUACAACAACAAGCUCGUCGUCACCGACUCGCCCAACAACAAGACCGGCCCGGGGUCAAGAGAGUACUGGAAUAACGCGUUUUUCGAGCGGGUUUGGCCACAGUGGGAGGCAGUGAAGGGCAAGGACGACCUGGUGUCGCUCCACGACUUUGUGAAGCUCGUGGGCCUCGUCUUCAGAAAGGGACGCUGGCUCAUGGACCGGCACAUCGGCCUGCAGAGGGACGUGUGCGCACUGGGGCACAUAAAGUACGACUUUGUGGGGCGGUUUGAGAGUCUGGAGGAGGAUGCCAAGUAUGUGGUGAACCGAUUCGGAGGCGACCAUCUCGACAUCUUCAACUUCGGCGUCAACGCACACCAGACCCGCUCGGAUGAGAAGCUCGUGAAGAUGUAUGACAAGGAAACAUACGAGAGGGUGAAGAAGAUCUAUGCACUGGACCUACAAAUUCCCUUCAACAACAUAUCUCACUCCAUCCCUAAGCCUCUGUUUGACCGCUUCGAGCCGAAAAAAGAUUGA